AUGGCGCCGGCGCCGUCCAUCGCCGAUAUCCAGGAUGAGCUGCUCGAGGAAAUCUUUUUCCGCCUCCCCACUCCGGCUGACCUCGCCCGCGCCUCCACAGCUCGCGCCUCCUUCCGCCGCGUCAUCGCCGACCACGCCUUCCUGCGCCGCUACCGCGCCCUCCACCCACCGCCUCUCAUUGGCAUGCUCCAGCUCCAUGAACCAUUCGUCCCUGCCCAGCAGCCGCACCCCUCCGCCGCCGCCGCCCGCCCCUUCGCCGGCUUCGACUUCUCUUGCACAUCCUUCCUCCCCUCCACCGCCGGCCGUUCCUGGAGUCCAAUUAACUUCCUUCACGGACGAGCCCUCCUUGCGAGCGCUCCGGUCAAUGAAGAAAAUGGCAAGCGCAUUCUCGUUGGCUCUGAGGUGUGUGACUCACAUUACUGCCAAUUUUUGACAAGGGAACUCGCCGUGUGCGAUCCCGUGCACCGCCGCUACGUCCUGCUGCCUGCCGUUCCUGGCGACAUGAAAGCGCUGGUCCGUAGGCCGGACCUGCUCAAACUGGAGACCUUCCUUGCACCUGGCGAUGAUGAGGAGGACCCUGUAUCAUUUAGGGUGAUUUGUCUGGCUCAGUGCAGAAUGAAUCUGCUGCUUCUCGUCUUCUCCUCUUUGGAUGGACAAUGGCAUGUUCUUACUUAUGAUCGAUGGGGUGCUCAAGCUACAUGUCCUCCAUUGCUCAACUCUGAGAGUGGGUUUUGCAAUCGUCAAUUCGUCCACGGAUGCUUCUACUGGCAUUUGCAUUUUCGGAAUGAGUUGCUUGUGCUUGACGUGCGCACAAUGGAGUUCUCUACUGUCAACCUUCCACCUGAACGACGAGAUCUUAAUAGUUUUGUCAUUGUCGGGGCAGCACAAGGGAUGCUCGGGAUGCUCACCAAAGGCUAUGAUGAGGAAAGUGAAGAUGACCGAUAUUGCCUCACGUAUUCCAUUUUGAGAAAUAACCAAUGGCACUCAGAGAAGGUCAUCCCAUUGCCGGUAAAGCGUGCGAUUCUGGUUGGUGUUGCCGGGGGAUACUUGCUCAUGGAAGUGUUGUACACCAUGUCUUCACAAGAGAAUCUGAAGUUUGGAUACUUUUCGGUCAACGUGAAGACAUUGCAGGUCGAGUUGUUCGCUGCACUGAGCAAACCCAUCUUACCUGGCCAACUAUAUGAUGGUUUCCCACCAUCAUUGUGUGCACCAACUAUAUGA
This is a messenger RNA of Triticum dicoccoides, 1221 nucleotides long. RefSeq lists its product as uncharacterized. The transcript has a single exon. Lineage: Eukaryota; Viridiplantae; Streptophyta; Magnoliopsida; Poales; Poaceae. The coding region runs from base 1 to 1221 and encodes 406 amino acids. The record is from RefSeq and is a predicted model, not a curated record. Gene Ontology annotation, molecular function: protein binding.